Triticum dicoccoides is the source of this 810-nucleotide messenger RNA. RefSeq names its product PLAT domain-containing protein 1-like. Gene Ontology annotation, molecular function: protein binding. The transcript is spliced from 3 exons. Bases 1 to 720 code for a protein of 239 amino acids. The record is from RefSeq and is a predicted model, not a curated record. Lineage: Eukaryota; Viridiplantae; Streptophyta; Magnoliopsida; Poales; Poaceae.
AUGGCCAGGGCGGAGCCGGGCGAGUGCAAUCUCACACAUCCCCACACGAACGAUCAAACUCCGAUCCGCCCGUCAACCAUCGCUCGGCUGGCCGCCCUCCUCCUCGCCUUCGCCGUCGCCGUCUCCACCACCGCGCUGGCGCAUGGCCGCGACCUCCCGACCCAGAUCAAGCUGACAAAUGGCGGCGGCGUGGUUGGCGGCGACAGGCAGGAGUGCGUGUACACGGUGUACGUGCGGACGGGGUCGAUCUGGAAGGCCGGGACGGACGCCAACAUCACCCUGGAGCUCUACACCGCAGGCAACGCCGACGGCGUGGCCAUCUCGGACCUGCCGUCGUGGGGCGGGCUCAUGUGGCAGGGCCACUCCUACUUCGAGCGCGGCAACCUCGACAUUUUCAGCGGGCGCGGGCCGUGCAUGGCCAGCGCGCCCUGCCGCAUGAGGGUGUCCUCCGACGGCACCGGCCCGCACCACGGCUGGUACUGCAACUACGUCGAGGUCACCGUCACCGUCACCGGCCCGCACCGCGGCCGCGCCCAGCAGCUCUUCACCGUCGAGCAGUGGCUCGCCACCGACGCCGCGCCCUACAAGCUCGAGGCCGUCGUCGACCGCUGCCCCGCCGAUGACGCCGCGUCGGUGUAUGACCGAGUACGCCGGCGUCUUGAUACGUGUCUUAUUGUUUUUCAUCAAAACGAUCUUCCUUCGUGUGUUAUGGUUCGUUAAGCCCCGUGACCAGCGUGCGCCGCGCCGCGGCACGGAGAUGUACUAUUAGAUGAGUUCGUACUGCUGGUGGCGAAAUAAUUGGGACCUGAU